Molecule: messenger RNA, 180 nt
Organism: Pipistrellus nathusii (Nathusius's pipistrelle)
Lineage: Eukaryota; Metazoa; Chordata; Mammalia; Chiroptera; Vespertilionidae
Source: the annotation of a GenBank genome assembly
AUGCGGCAGCUCAAGGGGAAGCCCAAGAAGGAGACGUCCAAGGACAAGAAGGAGCGGAAGCAGGCCAUGCAGGAGGCCCGGCAGCAGAUCACCACGGUGGUGCUGCCCACGCUGGCCGUGGUGGUGCUGCUGAUUGUGGUGUUCGUGUACGUGGCCACGCGCCCCACCGUCACCGAGUGA